Molecule: messenger RNA, 1629 nt
Organism: Mercurialis annua (annual mercury)
Lineage: Eukaryota; Viridiplantae; Streptophyta; Magnoliopsida; Malpighiales; Euphorbiaceae
Product: oligouridylate-binding protein 1-like
Exons: 12
Coding region: 187-1440 (417 amino acids)
Cellular component (GO): cytosol
Molecular function (GO): mRNA binding
Source: RefSeq, a predicted model, not a curated record
AAUAGGAGACAAUCUCUCUCCUUUUUUUUCUUUCUUCUGUUUUCUUUCUCUCCCUCUUUCGAGGGUUUUUUUUCUUUUUUUUUUCUUUUCAUUUUUUCUUUUUUGUCAUUUUUAGUUUACAGUUUGAAACCCUAACCCUAAAAAUUUCUUGAUCACUCGCCAUAAUUUGUAAUCAGCUUGUAGACGAUGAUGCAGCAUCAUCAUCGACUUAAACAACAAGCCAUGAUGCAGUACCCUCACCCCGCUCUCCUUGCUGCUCCUCAGAUAGAGCCUAUCUUGAGUGGAAAUCUGCCUCCUGGCUUUGAUCCGGCUACAUGUCGCAGUGUGUAUGUUGGAAACAUCCACCCUCAGGUUACAGAACCUCUGCUUCAAGAGGUUUUUUCGAACACUGGACCCAUUGAAGGAUGCAAGCUGAUUAGGAAAGAAAAGUCAUCCUAUGGUUUUGUUGAUUACUUUGACCGUCGAUCAGCAGCUCUUUCUAUUGUGACCCUUAACGGAAGGCAACUGUUUGGACAACCUAUUAAGGUUAAUUGGGCUUAUGCUAGUAGUCAAAGAGAAGAUACAUCAGGCCAUUUCAAUAUUUUUGUUGGUGAUCUUAGCCCUGAAGUUACAGAUGCUACACUGUAUGCCAGUUUCGCUUCGUAUCCCAGCUGCUCAGAUGCAAGGGUUAUGUGGGACCAGAAGACUGGACGAUCAAGGGGUUUUGGGUUCGUUUCUUUCAGGAAUCAGCAGGAUGCUCAGAGUGCAAUAAAUGACUUAAAUGGUAAGUGGAUCGGAAGCCGACAAAUCAGGUGUAACUGGGCUGCAAAAGGUGCUACCUCAAAUGAUGACAAGCAGAGUUCUGAUGCCAAAAGUGUGGUAGAGUUAACAAAUGGAACAUCGGAAGACGGCCAAGAAAGCAAUGAUGAUGCACCGGAAAACAAUCCUCAAUAUACCACUGUUUAUGUUGGCAAUCUUGCUCCUGAGAUUACAUCUGUGGAGCUUCAUCGGCAUUUCCAUUCACUUGGUGCUGGGACUAUUGAAGAUGUGCGGGUCCAACGUGAUAAAGGUUUUGGUUUUAUAAGAUACAGUACACAUGCUGAAGCUGCUCAUGCUAUUCAGAUAGGAAAUGCUCGUAUAUUGUAUGGGAAACCAAUGAAGUGUUCAUGGGGUAGCAAACCGACUCCACCAGGGACGAGCUCUGGCCCUCUUCCUCCACCACCUGCGGUGCUUAUGCCAGGUCUAUCAAUGCCAGGUGUAUCAGCUGCUGAGCUUGUAGCCUAUGAGCGGCAGAUGGCUUUAAGUAAGAUUGCGGGUGCACAAGCUCUAAUGCUUCCACAAAAUCAACAUGCUUUGAAGCAGGCAGUCAUGGGAAUGGGUGCAGUUGGUGCGAGUCAGGCGAUAUAUGACGGUGGGUUCCAAAAUGUUGCAUCAACACAGCAUCUUAUGUACUAUCAGUAGUAGUAUACUGUUACCACAAACUCCCCUUGAGAAUCUGGGUAGGGAGGAAUAAACAAACAUCUGGACAACUGUAGGACAAGUUUAUGUGAUGUGCCUCGCUAGGUUGCUGUAUUUAUGUUGUGUUUAUGGGAUGAUAUGUUCGCAUAAUGAGUCGUAAUUAUACAAGCUUUAUGUUUUUCUUAAAGUAAA